Anolis sagrei ordinatus is the source of this 1860-nucleotide messenger RNA. It is a transcript of the gene RAB3IP, whose product is annotated as RAB3A interacting protein. The record is from RefSeq and is a predicted model, not a curated record. Gene Ontology annotation, cellular component: Golgi to plasma membrane transport vesicle. Gene Ontology annotation, molecular function: guanyl-nucleotide exchange factor activity. NCBI's taxonomy places the organism in Eukaryota, Metazoa, Chordata, Lepidosauria, Squamata, Anolidae. Gene Ontology annotation, biological process: exocytosis.
CCGCGCCCGCCGCUGAGCCUCAGUCUCGGGAAUGAGCCUCCGGAGAAGAGAGGCAGCCUCUUCCUCCCUCUCUCCCUCCUCUUGCCCACCCAUAGGGAACCACCUCCGCAGGACUUCAUAUGAUGAAUCAUCUAUUAUGGCCAAUGACACUCUAGAAGGUUUUCAUGAAGUGAAUCUAGCAUCACCGACUACUCCAGAUCGCCUAGGAGUAUAUGAAUCUAACGCUUCUGAACAAACUACCUCACCGACUGUCAUCUAUCGCCCUCACCCCCCAGCUGUGUGCUCCACACCAGUUCAGCCAACUGCUCUGGAUGUUGCUGACCUUCCUACACAACCAGUGUAUUCAUCUCCUAGGCAUUUCAAUUGUGCAGAAACAUCAGGUAUCAGCAUCAAUGUUACAGAAACUGUACCUUGUUCUACCUCAGGACCCCAGGGUGGUCCACUCAAACAUGACAAUUUCAGAAGGGAAAGCAGUAGUGCGGAAAGAGAAUUUUUACAAGGCGCAACAAUAAAAGACCCUUCUGAAGGAGGUGACGAUGUUUUGGGGCUGAGCACAGAUAGUCUCUCUCGCUUGCGAAGCCCAUCAGUAUUGGAAGUGAGAGAAAAAGGCUAUGAGAGAUUGAAGGAAGAGCUUGCUAAAGCGCAGAGGGAGCUGAAACUCAAAGAUGAAGAAUGUGAGAGGCUUUCAAAAGUGCGCGACCAACUGGGGCAGGAACUGGAAGAACUUACUGCUAGUUUGUUUGAGGAAGCACAUAAAAUGGUUAGAGAAGCUAACAUAAAGCAGGCCGCAGCAGAAAAACAGCUGAAAGAAGCACAAGGAAAAAUUGAUGUUCUUCAAGCUGAAGUAGCAGCUCUGAAAACAUUGGUACUUUCCACUUCACCAACCUCGCCAACAAAGGAGCUCCAGCCUGGUGGGAAAACGCCCUUCAAAAAAGGUCACACGCGGAACAAGAGUACAAGUAGCGCCAUGGGGGUCAACAGCCAGGACCUUGCUGUGAUGCAACCAAUUGUGAAAGACUGCAAAGAGGUUGACUUAGCCCUAUAUAAUGAAUUCAGAUCCUGGAAGGAUGAGCCUACAAUGGACCGGAAAUGCCCUUUCUUAGAUAAAAUCUAUCAGGAAGAUAUCUUUCCAUGUUUAACCUUCUCCAAAAGUGAGUUGGCAUCUGCUGUCCUGGAAGCUGUGGAGAACAACACAUUAAGCAUUGAACCCGUUGGCCUACAACCUGUUCGAUUUGUGAAAGCUUCUGCAGUUGAAUGUGGAGGACCAAAGAAAUGUGCUCUCAGCGGACAAAGUAAAACAUGCAAGCACAGAAUCAAGUUGGGAGACUCAAGCAACUACUAUUACAUUUCUCCCUUCUGUAGAUACAGGAUCACAUCUGUAUGUAACUUUUUCACAUACAUUCGGUAUAUUCAGCAGGGGCUUGUAAAGCAGCAAGAUGUGGAUCAAAUGUUUUGGGAGGUAAUGCAACUGAGGAAGGAGAUGUCAAUGGCAAAACUUGGGUAUUACAAGGAGGAGCUGUAACUACUCAACUUCUGGUGCUUGCAUGAACUUCCAUAAAUUUACAUAUCUUUUGAUUGAGUCUAAAUCCUAGUCAUUUGAUAUUUAUUUUGAAAGAAAAAAUGGGUCCAAGGCUUCUACUUUUGUGCAAAUUGCACUCCAUAUUCUUGUAAUUCAACAAAUUGUAUAGAUGAAAGCUAUAUUGUUCAUUCGAAGUGAAGGCAAGAAGAUUUUCAGAUGUACUUGCAAUUGUAACUUCUGAUUGAGAAAUGCCAGUUAAAUGCUUUUUGGGAUUUGUGUUUGUUUUUGUGUUCUGGAAAAUUUUUAAUGUAGAAUUUCAGCUUAAUAAAAGUUAAAUUAGA